Messenger RNA from Tetrahymena thermophila SB210, 309 nucleotides. RefSeq lists its product as hypothetical. NCBI's taxonomy places the organism in Eukaryota, Ciliophora, Oligohymenophorea, Hymenostomatida, Tetrahymenidae. The transcript is spliced from 4 exons. The record is from RefSeq and is a predicted model, not a curated record.
AUGCAACAAGUUGAAUAGGAGUAAAAUUAGGCGGCGAAUUAACAUCAUCAAGUAAGUAAUUUUCUGGCCAAGGAGUUUUUUGAUUAUGGGUUGAUGUCAUUCUACCAAUACCAAUAAAAUAAAUAAAAUAAUGAAGACAAAGCUGAUGAUGAAGAUAAAGUGAAGAAUCAGGAAUAAGAAAUAGAAUAAGAAUCUAAUAAACUUAUAAACGAUAAAGAUCUUUAACUAAAAUACAAGGAAGAAAUAGAUUAUAUAAGAUGGUUCCAUUCAUUUCACAAUUAGAAAUUUACUAAAUCUAAGAGAAAAUGA